Molecule: messenger RNA, 645 nt
Organism: Camellia sinensis
Lineage: Eukaryota; Viridiplantae; Streptophyta; Magnoliopsida; Ericales; Theaceae
Source: RefSeq, a predicted model, not a curated record
AUGGAUAUGGAACCUAACAAUGAUUGUGGUUGGAAGCCAAAACUAGGAAUGCCAUUUGAUUCAAAAGGUGUGUAUUGUUUUUAUAAUGCAUAUGGAGAAAGAAUGGGGUUUAGCACAAGAAGGGAUUGUUGUAACAAGAACAAGUUUACUAAACAAAUUAUUUCUAGAGUUUUUGUUGACAACAAGGAGGGUUUUCGGAAGGUUGACAAGCGAGACCCAUUGACAAAAAACUCUAGAGUUGAAACUAGCACUGGUUGUGAGGUCCAACUUUUUGUUAAAUUGGAUGUGGCUACUGGGAAAUUUGUUGUGAGUAAUUUCAAAGAACACAACCAUGAACUUGUAUCAGUAGAUUGUGCCCACAUGUUGCCAUCGCAGAGAAAGAUAUCAGCUACAAAAGCUAUUCAAUUAGAAUUGGCCUUACAAUCUGGUCUUUGUUUAGAUCAGUCUUUUGAACUCAUGGGUAGGGAAACUGGUGGGAGGCAGUCUCUUGGAUUUAUGAAAUUAGACCAAAAAAAUUAUUUGAGAACCAAAAGACAGAAAAGUUCAGCAUAUGGGGAGGGAGUUACAUUUGAUACUACUUACAAGUUAAAUAAAGAGCAUAGACCCUUUGCAUCUUUUGUGAGAUCAACCAUCAAAGAGAAAUAG